This is a messenger RNA of Aspergillus fijiensis CBS 313.89, 1312 nucleotides long. RefSeq lists its product as uncharacterized. The coding region runs from base 333 to 899 and encodes 188 amino acids. The transcript has a single exon. Lineage: Eukaryota; Fungi; Ascomycota; Eurotiomycetes; Eurotiales; Aspergillaceae. The record is from RefSeq and is a predicted model, not a curated record.
UGAUGCUGUUGCUUGACCACUACUAGCCCCUAGAUCGGGCGGUAUCUGCAGGACAGCACAUGGUAGAAAGAGCUUGAAAACCCUCCCUGAGCCUUUGUUUGGGGAGAAACCUACUCCUGGGCUAUAGUUAGCCAUCGCGCCCCUCAUCACCGGCCUCGGUACAGUGUCAAAAUACAGAAUAAGCAGCGAUUUGCUGGAAAGAAGACACAGCAGAAUCGAUUGGAGACAGAAUCCUAGGCAGAUACAUUCUCAGCUCCCACCGCCUGGUGGGAAACCCACGCUUGCCUCAGUAUCACGGAUGCCUCUGUACCCUGCUGGAAUCCGAUGGGAGCAUGAAUCGAUCCACUCAUCGCCCCUCGGAACUCAUCGCAUGGAUUGCACAUGUAACAAGGGCAGCAGCAAGCACCAAUCAGUGUGUCAGGGUAAAAACGAAAGAAAGCCGUGGCCGGAAAGUUGUUCCACCGUCUGCCAGUUCCCUCGACUUUCUGGGUCAAUUGGCAGGCCGCUUGCCGUCGUUCAAGCUUCGAGCGGCGGAUGUUAAACAGAGUGGUUGCGUGAUGGCCUUGCAAAUAGACCCGUCGUGUGGCGCGGUGCAACCCGAGCCCGUGGAAGAACUUACCGACAGGCUGGCAGGUCGCUCGACGGGGGGUCGAGGAGGGGUGGCCAGCUACACAGGUCUUCUUCCACCGGCUGCUUCGAUGCAGCAUAAGCUUGGAAGGACUGUUUGCCUGCACCUCUCAGUCGGCUUUUUCACGCGCGAUAUGCGUCUCUCAACUGACGUAUCGACUGAUUCUUCUCCCUUCUCUUCCUCGAGGUGCGCGAAAUCUCACGUAUUGAAGAGGAUUAAGUCAGUCCUCAGAUCAUCGGUCGCCCUACAGCCGAUCAUACACUUUAUUUAAGGCGUUUGUUCACAAACAGAAGACAACCACAAUAUCAUCGACUUUAGUUGCGGCUGCUCGACUGACAGCUCUUGGCAGCCACCCUGACAGUGAGAUUUCCGCCCAGUCAUGCACUAGGCAUGGAAGUAUCCGACGUCCUCAACAACAUGUCUAGAGGCUGACUGCUGUCCACUCGCCGCUCAUGGCCAAAAAUUUACAGUGAUUCCCUGUACUCCAGAAUAACGCAGCCCUUUUCCAUGCGAUUGUUCAAACAAAUCGCUAGGAGAGUGCGAUAGCCAACUUAGUUAUUCUUUCCAGGAUCUGCGGCACUGGAUGUCCACAUCCUGGAGACGAUAAUCUCAUUGAUGUUCACAUGCAGUCAACCUCGCGUAAAUCUAGAUUUGAGAAGCAGUCGCCACAACAACAAUAACCGA